CCUACCUAUUCUCUCUAUCCGCCACCUCUAUUUAUUCCGCCCUCCCUCCAUCUUCCUCAGUGUUUUCUCUCUCUUCAAUUUUUCUCUCUAAACCUCCAUUGUUUUCUGGUUUUUCUUCUCUUAGAAGCUCAGAAUUUGCAUUCUCAGAUCCCUAGCAGAAGCUUCGGAUCCCAAAGCUUCCAAAUCCGAUCCGAACAGUUAAGGGCAAGAACAUUUAUCAUCGAGAAUUCUUGAUGAACAAUUGAGCAAUUCGAAAUUUAUGAUCAUUCUUUGUGGGAUACUGUUAUAACUGAUGGCCCCACUCAAGGUUUUGAAUUUCCAUCUCAAAAUCAGAAUGCCAUCCAUAGCACCACGGGACCAUUCAAUUUCUUUUGAAUUUCCAAACAUGUGGCUUGCUCAUCAGAGCGGUGUAUAGAAUAAGAAAUAUUUUGCUUUAUGUGUCCUGAAGUAUUCAAGCUGGAGUUUGAAGAUCAAUAAGAUCACUUUCUGAAAUUUGGAUUGUCCUUGUGCUAUGGAGUUAUACUUGUAUAGAUUAUGUCCAAUUAACACUUCUUAUGCUGCGUUUCCAAUAUAUGGACUGGACUUAUGUCAUUUCAUACAUUUUUUGUUAAUGCAUGCAGUGUGUUUUUAUCGUUCCAAUAAUCAUGUGGAGGUUCAAGCCCUUCAUGCCCAAAGAACAAGCUGGGCUUGAAGGUCGUUCUAUUGAUGUUGGCAAUGUAAAGGUUUAUGUUCGGAAUGCCAUUGCUGAGGGAGGGUUCUCUUGUGUUUACUUAGCUCGAGAUGCGAUAAAUUCUUCAAAGCAGUAUGCUUUGAAGCACAUUAUAUGUAAUGAUGAAGAAUCGUUGGAUUUGGUGAAGAAGGAGAUCUUAGUAAUGAAAGUUCUUAGAGGGCAUCCUAACGUUGUCACGCUUCAUGCCCAUACGAUCUUAGAUAUGGGGCGGACAAAAGAAGCACUCCUUGUGAUGGAAUUUUGUGAGAAGUCUUUGGUUAAUGUGCUGGAGAGCAGAGGAGCCGGAUAUUUUGAGGAGAAACAGGUUCUUUCAAUUUUUAGGGAUGUCUGCAAUGCGGUUUUUGCCAUGCACUGCCAAUCCCCACCCAUAGCUCACAGAGACUUAAAAGCUGAGAAUCUUCUAUUGGGCCCUGAUGGAUUAUGGAAGUUGUGUGAUUUUGGAAGCACCUCCACCAAUCAUAAGCGCUUUGAGAAGCCUGAAGAAAUGGGCAUUGAAGAAGACAAUAUCAGAAAGUAUACUACACCUGCAUAUAGAGCUCCUGAGAUGUGGGAUUUGCUCCGGAGGGAACUUAUAAAUGAGAAGGUAGACAUUUGGGCGCUUGGGUGCCUCCUCUUUCGCAUAUGCUACUUCAAAUCUGCAUUUGAUGGUGAAUCAAAGUUACAAAUCUUAAAUGGAAACUACCGCAUUCCAGAAUUGCCAAAAUACAGCUCGAAUGUGACAGACCUAAUCAGGGACAUGCUGCAAGCUUCUCCAGACAAUCGACCAGACAUCACGCAGGUGUGGUUUCGUGUUAAUGAGCAAUUGCCUGCUGCAUUACAGAAGUCAUUACCUGACAGGCCACCUGGGAUGAAUCAAUCUGCGGCUGAUGGGCAUGAAGGCUUUUCAAAACCAUCAAACAAGGCUUCUCCAGUGCCUCGUAGAAGUCCACCACCCCCACCUUCAUCUAGAGAACCAACACGGAAUCCAUCUCCACCAUCACUUACCACCAGGGCUGGGGGAGGUGGGGGCUCACUGGGUGCUUUCUGGUCCUCUCAACAUGCAAAAGACUCGGCUAUAGAGGACAACAGUGGGCCCAAAUUUGAUGAGGAAACAACUAGCCAUAGCACAUCAGGAGAUCGGUAUCGUCCAGAGAACCACUAUUAUUCCAAAAACUCUAGUCCACCAAAGGAGGCCAAUAUCCAAACUCGCGGCAGAAGAAAUGCACAAGCAAACACAUUUAAAUCUGAGGAAGUCCCUUCAAAGGACUUUGAAAUAAGAUUUUUCCAAGAGGAUUCUAACCGUGGCACAGAGAGACCAAAAGCAUCAAAAGGUGAGAGCACGGCUUCUUUUCAAAAUGAUGCAUUCAACACAUUUGUUGCUGAAUUUGAUACUAGUAAGCUCGGCUCCGGAAGUAAUGCUAACAAAUCAGCAAAAGAAGAAGAGUUAGAGGCUGAAACAGAGAGGCUGAAAGAGCAGCUAAAGCAAGCUAACUUGGAGAAGUCUGAAAUAACUUCGAAAUUUGAAAAGUUAUCAGCCAUUUGCCGAUCCCAGAGGCAAGAGAUACAGGAACUCAAGCAAGCUCUUGCUGCUAGAACUCCAUCACCCAAUAGAGAUGCUUCGAAAAACCAAACCUCAACUGGACUUCAGUCUGCUGCCACUCCUCCGCAUGGAGAAAAGAUUGAAGGCACAGUCUGGGAACUCCAGCAAGGAAAAUCUGAUUCCCCUGCUCCAGACUCUAAGCCUUGGCAGGCUUUCCCUGAUGAGCUCAAACAACAUCAGCCUCUUUCCAGGGACAACACUAGCAAAUCUGUUAGGACCAGAAAUGGUCAUCACAACAAACCAGCCACAGAAGCAACUUCUGGCCCUGAAACUUGGGGUUUUGGAACAGAGAGUUUUACAGCCACCCCUGCUGCCAGCUCUAGUUUUUCCAGGCCCACUGUAGGAGGCAAUAAUGCCCAGCUGUUUGGUGACUCAAAGCGGAUUGAGAGCAAGCCAGCUACUCAACCUGCUGGAUGGGCUGGUUUCUAACUUACAUAUUUGGUGAGAUUAUAUCAUCCUUGCCACCUCUGGUCAUAAGAGAUGAGAAUAGGUAAAAAGCAAAACAAAAAGUGAUAUAUGGCUUUCUGGGCUUGUUUAUGCUAUUGAGUAUUGAGUGUUUGCCUUAUGGAAUACAACAUUUACAUAUGUUCCCCGUUUCCAUGGACUUAUCAUUGGGUUACAAAUACACUUUUCCGGAUGCCUCAGAUUUUUGGGGUCGGAAAAAUAAUAAUUUAUUUUGAUCU
Vitis vinifera (wine grape) is the source of this 2992-nucleotide messenger RNA. RefSeq lists its product as uncharacterized. Gene Ontology annotation, biological process: protein phosphorylation. The record is from RefSeq and is a predicted model, not a curated record. NCBI's taxonomy places the organism in Eukaryota, Viridiplantae, Streptophyta, Magnoliopsida, Vitales, Vitaceae. The coding region runs from base 615 to 2738 and encodes 707 amino acids. Gene Ontology annotation, cellular component: cytoplasm. Gene Ontology annotation, molecular function: protein serine/threonine kinase activity; ATP binding. The transcript has 8 exons.